GGCACGGGGUUACUAGUUAUUGAAGCGCUGCUAUGCAAAAGAUGGAUGUAGAAUAAUGCAUGAUACAAUAAUUUAAGGAAAGAGGUGUGUGAUUUUACGCUGGCAGACAUACAUCGGGUGUGCUUGCGCUUACUUUUUCAGGUUCUCUCAGAGUGUCGUUGAUGUGCAUGCGAAAUCAGCUGAUAGCUCGCUAAGCAAGGAUUUGUUUUGAGACGCAAAGUUUGGUUGGUGGAUCACAAUGGACUGCCUAUCGAUGUUUCAAUCUCCUACCUUAGGUCACCAGUCCUUUCACACCUUGCUCCCCUUUUACUCACCCCAAAUGCUGAAGGCAGUUGCAUUCCAACGGCGAGCAUUCUCUAUGCCAGCCACUGUGCGGCCAACGCAGUCAACGUCUCCACCCCGCCAUCCCAUUACUCCUCCCAUUCUCUCAGCAGAACAGAAAGCCUCUAGCUCACCAGCCCACUUUUACCAGAACCGAACCUUGGACUACUACGUCGAACAACGAGUUACGCCUAUCACACUUCGUCAAUUGGUGUUCUUCGGAAAGCGUCUGAACGAUGAACGCUUGAUCAAAAGUGCAAAUUAUGUCAGAAACGAAUUGCCUGUCCGUCUAGCUCACAGGAUUCGAGACUUUCAGCAACUCCCCUUCAUCGUCGGUAGCAACCCUCAUAUUCAACUCGUCUACGAUCUCUACUGGGCCGCUUUUGAAAAGUUUCGAAAAGUCCCGCCUAUAGAGACGAAAGAGCAAAAUCAAGAAUAUUGUAAUUUACUACGAACUCUUCUGCGUGACCACUUGGUCGUCAUCCCCCAGCUUGCCCUUGGAAUCUCAGAAUGCGCUCAACAUAUACCCGCCGUACACGCUAAUCACUUUAUGAACACUAUGCUUCGAUCCAGAAUAUCAAGGAGAGUUAUCACCGAACAACAUUUGGCAUUGAGCGAGAGUAGCCAGGAUAUGAAUAACGAUGAUGCCACAGUUGGCACCAUCUUCACCAAAUGCAAUCCUACAAACAUCAUAGAAAAAUGUAUUGCCCUCAUAGAGACCAGGUUAAGUGGGACAGCAAAAUGCCCACCCUUCAACAUAGAUGGAUCCACAGGUUGUGGCGACUUUACAUAUAUCUCUGAACACAUCGAGUACAUUGUGUUCCAACUACUCUCCAAUUCAGUUCGUCAUACUCUUCAAUUCCAUAAACACAACAAUGCCCCACCCCCUGUCAACAUCACUAUUUGUUCCAAUGACACCGACAUUUUGAUUCGUAUUUCAGAUCAAGGUGGAGGAAUGUCACCCGAGGCAUACCGAGAUUUAUGGUCAUUCACAUCACAGCGGCGGUUCAAAGCUUUCGAGACCAUUCCCCAGAUGGCUGCGCGAAUAGCAGAAGAAGAAGAAAUACCAUGGAGUUGGCAAGGUCAGGAAGAUCAGCAUCUAGGGAUUGGCUUACCUAUGAGUAAAGUGUACUCUGAAUACUGGGGAGGCGAGCUGAAAAUCAUGUCGAUGGAAGGAUUUGGUACUGAAGCAUAUAUUCGGAUUCCACGGCUGGGCAAUCAGACUGAGAACAUUGAUUUUGAAGAAGCCCAAGAGGUCGAGUACGUACCUGCUUGGGAAAGCGACGAGCGACAUACCAUAGUUCGCCACAGCUCCAUUCUUGGCCAAUGACCGCUAAAAUUAAGCAUCCCUCAACCACUUUGUAUUAUUCCAGUUGAUUGAACACAAAUAAAAAAAAACCCAACACCCUGUAACCUUUUAAUCCAUUUUACA
Molecule: messenger RNA, 1753 nt
Organism: Umbelopsis ramanniana AG
Lineage: Eukaryota; Fungi; Mucoromycota; Umbelopsidomycetes; Umbelopsidales; Umbelopsidaceae
Exons: 1
Coding region: 239-1651 (470 amino acids)
Biological process (GO): regulation of glucose metabolic process; protein phosphorylation
Cellular component (GO): mitochondrion
Molecular function (GO): pyruvate dehydrogenase (acetyl-transferring) kinase activity
Source: RefSeq, a predicted model, not a curated record